Molecule: messenger RNA, 963 nt
Organism: Varanus komodoensis (Komodo dragon)
Lineage: Eukaryota; Metazoa; Chordata; Lepidosauria; Squamata; Varanidae
Product: vomeronasal type-1 receptor 92-like
Exons: 1
Coding region: 1-963 (320 amino acids)
Biological process (GO): G protein-coupled receptor signaling pathway
Cellular component (GO): membrane
Molecular function (GO): pheromone receptor activity
Source: RefSeq, a predicted model, not a curated record
AUGGUGUUCAACCUCACGUACGUCACAUCCAUCCUCAUAUACCUGUCUUCCUUUGCUGGCAUGAUCGGCAACCUCACUGUGAUCUUCGCCUUCAUCAGCAAUGCAGUCCGGCAAAAGGUGCUCCAGCCUCUGGACCGGAUCAUCGUCAACAUGGCUCUGGUGAACUUUUUUCUCUGCUGCUACAAGGUAAUCCCCGGGCUCCUUCUCUUCAGCAGCACCAAAGUCUUUGGCGAACUGGGCUGCAGGAUUCUCCUCUAUACGUACCACACGCUAAGGCUGGUCAGCAUCUGGUCCGUGGAGAACCUGAGCUUCCUGCACCUCAUCAAGAUCCGGAGGCCCAACCACCGGUGGUCCAAGUUCAUCUACAGGUACCAGGGGCAAUACGUCAACGGCACCCUCGUCAGCUCCUGGAUAUGCAGCAUUCUCUUGCAGAUCCCCUACAUGCAGUAUGAGAAGACAGCGGGCAGGAAAAACAAGACCGUCGCCUUCCUGGCCACCUCCACCUGUCUGAGAUACACAGAGAGCUUUGCCAUGCAGUUCACCACGUAUGCCUCAGUCAGCUUGGACUUUGUUUUCAUCCUGCUCGUCAUUAUCCUCAACGGCUUCAUCAUCGACCUCCUCUGGAAGCAUAGCCGGAAAGUGAAGGCCAGCACCUCCAUCACCAGCAGCGGCUGGAACAAGCACACUGCACAAGCCACAAAAGUCCUGCUUUCGCUGCUCUCCAUAUAUGUGGUCUGCUGGAUCUCCAAUGACGUCGUCUGGAUCGCCAUUGUCUCGGGCUACAUCAAGAGCAGUUUUGAGAACAGUGUCCUCAACACGCUCUACGGCAUCUUGUCUUCCAUUUACUACUCUGCUAGUUCCUAUGUUGUGGUGUUCGGCUACAGGAAAGUCAGAGAGUACCUGCUAGAAGCUUGCUGGGGCCUGAGCUGCACGAGGCCCACCUUGGUUCAGAGCAUGUCCUAG